Durusdinium trenchii is the source of this 1445-nucleotide messenger RNA. The record is from the annotation of a GenBank genome assembly. NCBI's taxonomy places the organism in Eukaryota, Dinophyceae, Suessiales, Symbiodiniaceae.
CUUGGACUUGUUGGGGCCAAGCGCCAGCUUCUCGCCAUGUUCCGUUCACUGGGAAGAUCUCUUCAGUUGCUGCAGCGAGCAUCCGGUUCAGCGAUUAUCUUUGGUGCGGGAUAUGGAUGCUGUUGGGCGCAAGGAAGAGAAGAGUCGGUGGAAAAGCUCGCAACCUGGGGCGCUGCUGCGUCCUUCGCAUACAGCCUGCGUGGCUUGAGGUACCUCAGCCGAGCCCUGCCGAACGAAGCGGAAUGGCCACGGCAGAAGCUGCAGGAGGUGGAGACCAUGGAGUUACAUUGGCUCUGUGGACUCAUUGACCACUGCAAGGAGAAUGGUUUGGACAGCCCCAUCCUGCAGCAGUUGCUGCUUUUCAUGCUUUGUGAGCAUGCUGAGGCAGACCCUUAUGGUCUUGCAGUGCAAGGCUUGCAGAGAGGGAAGAGCAGUUCGAGAACAAAAUGGCUUCCCUUGUCGACUUCAUUUUCCAGGCCCUUGCCACAGGAAUUGGCACAGAGGAUAGAAGAUGCCGCCAAGGGCAGCUGCGAACCCACUGAUUCACCACCACCUUCACACCUCCUGCCCAUCUUCAGCAGUGCUUUAGCUUCGCUGUUGACCGUUCCAGGAAGCAAGAAGCUUCGGGAGGAUCUUGGUCCCAAAGGUGCCUUGCAGGUGGCCAAGUCAGCGGUGAUUGCGACCAGUUGGAUAGCAUCAGACACGCCAGGGCAAGCGCGGCAAGGGUUGCAGCCCGAGGAGAAAGAUCAAGUUAGCAGCGAGCUCUCAACGGUUUGGAAGGCCCUCUGCAAAUCCACGGCUGCUGGGGCUCAUCGUCCAAGUGAGUGGCGUCAAUUGCAAGCGAGGUUGGAUGGCUUCAAGGAUCAACUGCCGAAGGAGGUGAGACCUUCCGUGGAAGCCUUUGCAAUGAAGGGCGUUGGGGGCUCUGGCCAGGUGAGAAGAUUGCUCGACUGCCUAUCCUGGGCGGCCUUGGGCUUCUUCUUCCUGGCGCUGUCCAGUGAAGAUGGUCUUGGACUCGUCAGGUUCCACGUGGUGCCUCAAGCUUGGCAGUCCAUGGUCAAGGACAUGCUGCAGCAACGAGCUUUGCGAGUCGAGGAAUUGUUGGCGAAGCAUGAUCUCCCACCCCCACCACCGGAGCCUGUGCAGAGCAUUGGGUGGGAUUCGAUGACCGAGUAUUUGCAGGGUCCCCUAUUUCGAGGGAACGGACAAACCUAGUGAGCCGAACAGAUGCGCUUUCAGCAGCGGCACGAAUGUACCGAGCUGAGCACGAGCUGAGCACGAGCUGAGCACGAGCUGAGCACGAGCUGAGCACGUGGGAGGGAAACCUCCGUAUCCGACCCAGGUCUUCCAACACUUGUUGUACAUAGGAAUUGGUUGAGACCGCUGCAACGCGAAAGAACUAUUUCCCAUGCUGACGGUACCGAAGUCUUGCAUGCCAGAAAAAA